UCUCCUGGCUUUCCUGGCAAGAAAGGUGAACCCGGAAUACACGGUGUGCCGGGACAAGCUGGUCCUAUCGGAGAGCGUGGAAUGCCCGGUGCACCAGGUCUACAAGGCAACAAAAAUUGUAUCCUUCCACAUUAUCCGAUAUUAUUUUCAGGCCUUACGGGACCGAUUGGGCCACCUGGACAAAUAGGACUUCCAGGAUUGAAAGGUGAUAUGGGUAAUCCUGGUUUCCCUGGCGCUAAGGGUGAUCCAGGUAAAGAUGGACUGCCGGGAUUACCAGGAUGGUUGGUCAGCGAUAAAGGAUAUUGUAUUCUUGCGUUAGGCAACUGUCCACCGUCAUUCACACAGAUCAGUGCAUAUCAAGCUCAUGUUGACAACUACAGAUUUGGUGAUUACACACUGGUGAAGAACGCUGGUGAAGGUGCUCGAGAGGAGCAAUUCGCACUCAGAGUUCAUGCUUGCUGCAAGUGA
Messenger RNA from Anisakis simplex (herring worm), 468 nucleotides. Lineage: Eukaryota; Metazoa; Nematoda; Chromadorea; Rhabditida; Anisakidae. The record is from the annotation of a GenBank genome assembly.